AAAAGGUACAGCUUGGCUGUUGGUCCUCCCAAAAAGGUUCCAAAAGUCAAGGGUGUAGAGUCUGCAGCAGUGCAAGCAUUUCUCAGACGGCAAGAAGAAGAAAAAAGAAAAAAAGCACUGGAAGAAAGAAGAAAGAAAGAACAACUCUUGGCUAAGCGUAUUGAACUGAAACAUGACAGAAAGGCAAGAGCUAUGGCCUCACGAACAAAGGAUAAUUUUUAUGGCUACAAUGGCGUUCCUGUUGAAGAGAAGCCUAAAAAGAGGAGGGCUUGUGAGAAUGUCACUCAGGCCCCAGAGGCUGAGUAUGCAAUGGAAGAUGAAACUGAGCAACUUGAAUACAGUCAGACUGAAUCUGAGCAUGAGCAAGAAGAAUAUGAAGAGAAACCAUCCAAAGUUUCAGUGAAACCAAAGGCACCUCCCAAAAGCGCACCAGCACCUCUGAACUUUGCAGAACUCUUAAAGCUUGCUGAAAAAAAACAAUAUGAACCAGUGGAAAUAAAAGCAGUCAAAAAGGUAGAAGAGAGACCAAGAACAGCAGAAGAAUUGAGAGAGAGGGAAUAUUUGGAACGCAAAAGGAAAAGAGUAGAAAUACAUAAGAAAAGUGAGAAUGAGAUUAAGAAUACAGGGAUAUCCAAUUCUUCAAAAAAAGCGACUUCUCAGAAAGAAUCUGUAAAUGCAAAACUUAACAAAAGCUCAGAUAAACAUUCCACACGAAAAGGCAGUCUCUCAUCUUCUGUGAGUGGUACUGAUAAGAAAUCCAAAGCACCAGCAUUGACUGAAAAACACUCAUGGUCAUCACCUUCUUCCAGAUUUGAUCAAGUGGAAAAAAACUCACAAAAUGUCUCCUUCAAAAGCUCUGCUGGUAGCAGUCAUGGUAAAUUACCUGUCAAUGGUGUUGGAAAGUCUGGCUCAAGCUCUCAUGUGCCAUCCUCAAAACCAGCAGCCAAUGGGUCUCAGAGGCUACCAACUGCUAAAGAAUCCAGCCUGAAAAAGUCUGCCCAUACAAAAUCAGGAAAUGCUGCAGGCCUUCAGCAUGGAGUCAACUCCAAUGCGAAACGAUCAGGCAGCAGCUUAGGAAAAGGAGGACCUGGACAUCCAGGUGGCGGUUCAAGUGCAGGACCUGGGCGGGCGAGCAGCAAUUCUGGCGUGGGACCUGGAAGGCCAGGAAGUGGUUUAAGCCCAGGACCUGGGCGACUGGGUGGUGGCUCAGCUACAGGACCUGGAAGGCCAGGCAGCAGCUCAAGCACAGGACCUGGGCGACCAGGCAGCAGCUUGGGCACUGGACCAGGAAGGCCAGGCAUCGGCACAAAUGCAGGACCUGGGCGACCAGGUGGCAGCAGCACAGGUACAGGACCAGGAAGGCCGGGAGUCAGCCUAAGCACUGGCCCCGGGCAACCAGGCAGCAGCUUGGGAACAGGACCGGGAAGACCAGGGAUCGGUCCAAGCACAGGAGUCAAGCGACCGGGCAGCAGCUUGGGAACUGGCCCAGGAAGGCCAGGCGUCAGCCCAAGCACAGGACCUGGGCGACCAGGCAGCGGCUUGGGUACCGCUGUAAAGCCGAAGUGUACUGUUGUAUCAGAGACUAUUUCUUCUAAAAACCUAGUCACAAGACCUAGCAAUGGACAGAUAAAUGGAAUGAGAUCUUUUCAAGGGCAUAGACCUGUGCAUCCACAAGGUCUUAGAAGACCACCUAUGGGUUACAAGAGACAAAUAGAAGAUGAUGACGAUGAUGACGAGUAUGACUCUGAAAUGGAUGACUUCAUUGAAGAUGAAGGGGAACCCCAAGAAGAAAUAUCAAAACAUAUUCGGGAAAUAUUUGGCUAUGACCGGAAAAGAUACAAAGAUGAAAGUGAUUAUGCCUUACGUUAUAUGGAGAGCAGCUGGAGGGAGCAACAGAAAGAAGAAGCUAGGAGCUUGAGACUUGGUGUUCAGGAGGACUUAGAAGAAUUGAGACGGGAAGAAGAAGAAUUAAAACGCAAGAGACAGUCUAAGAAGCUGAGGACACGUUAACUGACUUAUGAUGUUGACUUUGUUCGUUUUCCUGCUACCCUCUGCCUCCAUGCAUCUCUUAUUCUACUUCAGUUUCCAUUUGCUUGUUAGAAGACAAAAGAAUAUUUAAAGGGAUUAAAAGUAUUGAAAAGCAAGG
Molecule: messenger RNA, 2146 nt
Organism: Pterocles gutturalis (yellow-throated sandgrouse)
Lineage: Eukaryota; Metazoa; Chordata; Aves; Pterocliformes; Pteroclidae
Gene: SPTY2D1
Product: SPT2, Suppressor of Ty, domain containing 1 (S. cerevisiae)
Exons: 6
Biological process (GO): nucleosome assembly; regulation of DNA-templated transcription
Cellular component (GO): nucleolus
Molecular function (GO): DNA binding; histone binding
Source: RefSeq, a predicted model, not a curated record